GACAAGGACUACUACAAGAAUAAAUAUUAAAUAAAUGCUAGUUUGAGGACUUCAAUCGUUAACAUCUCAAAGUUGAGGAACCAAAAAGUCAUACAACUCCAACAUCAAACUCAUCUUUCUCCCCCUUCCAAGUUCCAAGUUUGAGAAUCGAUCUACACUGACCCAUACCUCGCCGGCAAAAACUACCCUUCUUGCGUUCGCCCCAGAGAUUCCGACGGACAACCUCAUCACACGAGCAGCUGCAGGCCGGACGAUUGGCCUUCCAAGUCCUACGCGAACUUGCGCUCUCUAAAUCCCACAACUAGCCAAUAAGAAACCUCGCCUGUUUUCGCCUUUUUUUUUGGAAAUUUCCCUUUUCGGGGAACUUAGGGCGACGAAUUGGGCGAGCUAAUUCGUGCCCAUCAAGCAACCAGCUGCUUCAUCUGUCUUCUUUUCCUUUGCGGCUUUGCCACAGGAAGGAGAAGAAGAAUUCGAAGGAGGUGUUAACAGUAAACGGGGAGUAAUGUCGAUUGCGGCGCCUGGCCAGCUCAACCUGACCGAGAUGGCUACAUGGGGAUCCCGAACUGUUGAUAAGUUCGAGAAGUUGGAACAGAUUGGGGAAGGCACUUAUGGUCAAGUUUACAUGGCUCGUGAAAUAGCAACUGGAGAAAUAGUUGCUCUGAAGAAGAUAAGAAUGGACAAUGAGAGAGAAGGGUUUCCUAUAACUGCCAUUCGUGAAAUCAAAAUUCUAAAGAAGCUCCACCAUGACAACGUAAUUAAGUUGAAAGAGAUCGUAACAUCUCCAGAUGGUAACAAGUACAGAGGUGGUAUCUACAUGGUCUUUGAAUACAUGGAUCAUGAUUUAACUGGUCUUGCCGAUCGUCCCGGAAUGAGAUUUUCAGUUCCUCAAAUUAAGUGCUACAUGAGGCAGCUCUUAACUGGGCUUCACUAUUGCCAUGUUAAUCAAGUACUUCAUCGUGAUAUCAAAGGUUCUAAUCUUCUCAUAGACAAUGAGGGGAACCUUAAGCUUGCUGAUUUUGGGCUUGCUAGGUCAUUUUCGAAUGAUCAUAAUGCAAAUCUUACAAACCGUGUUAUUACUUUAUGGUACAGACCUCCAGAGUUGCUUCUUGGGGCAACAAAGUAUGGUCCAGCUGUUGAUAUGUGGUCUGUUGGCUGUAUCUUUGCUGAGCUUCUCCAUGGGAAGCCUAUCUUCCCUGGGAAAGAUGAGCCUGAACAACUAAACAAGAUUUUUGAGCUUUGUGGAUCACCCGAUGAGGUUAACUGGCCUGGUGUGUCUAAGAUUCCUUGGUAUAACAACUUCAAGCCUGCAAGGCCAAUCAAGAGACGCCUGAGGGAAGCUUUCAGACAGUGA
Linum tenue is the source of this 1351-nucleotide messenger RNA. Lineage: Eukaryota; Viridiplantae; Streptophyta; Magnoliopsida; Malpighiales; Linaceae. The record is from the annotation of a GenBank genome assembly.